CCAACGUAAUCAUCCGACGUGGAAGAAACACUUCAUGUGGGCCUAUGUUUGGAUAAUAAUUCAAUUUGUCUUACAAUAUUACCAAACCCUGCGUCGAAGCACCUGUGACGCAGUUGAUGAACGCUUAUUUACUUAAGAGAAAUUCAGCUCAGUUACGAGAACCCAUUUCGUUCGGUUUUUAUGUGUUUCCAUGUUGUUUCAUUUACUCCCUCAAAAGUAUCGUCUGCUAACUUUUGAUCAUCCUUAACUGUCUCACGUGAUGCGAAGUGAAUUUAUCAAACAUCCAGCAAACAUUGUAUCAUGUCGUCUCAUGUCUCCUCUUUACCCGUUUCCGUUCACAGUUUGCAAUCAAUUUUCACGCGGCGUCUUCUCAAUGCUUGGAGCCGUCUCGCCGGAUUCCUUCGACACGCUGCACUCGUACAGCAACACCUUCCAGAUGCCAUUCGUGACGCCCUGGUUCCCGGAGAAGGUUCUCACACCGUCGUCCGGCUUUCUCGACUUCGCUAUCAGCAUGCGGCCCGACUACUAUCAGGCCAUCAUCGAUACGGUGCGCUACUAUGGUUGGGAUCGGAUCAUCUACAUGUACGACUCGCACGACGGCCUAUUGCGGCUACAACAGAUCUACCAGGGACUGCGGCCAGGCAACGAAACCUUUCAUGUCGAGACGGUCAAGCGGAUAGCGAACGUAAGCGAUGCGAUAGAGUUCCUGCGCACCAUCGAGGAGCUGAACCGGUGGUCUCGGAAGCACAUCGUCCUCGACUGUAGUACCGAGCUGGCCAAGGACAUCGUGGUCAGGCACGUCCGGGACAUCACGCUCGGCAAGCGUACCUACCACUAUCUCUUGAGUGGGUUGGUGAUGGAUGAUCGUUGGGAGAGUGAAGUUAUCGAGUACGGGGCAAUCAAUAUCACCGGCUUCCGAAUCGUCGAUACGAGCAAAAAGUACGUCAAGGAGUUUCUUGAUGGAUGGAAGCGAUUAGAUCCGACCACAUCGCAGGGCGCCGGUAAAGAACUGAUCUCGGCCCAGGCUGCCCUCAUGUACGAUGCCGUGUUUGUGCUGGUCGAAGCGUUCUCCAAAAUUAUGCGCAAAAAGCCGGACCAGUUUCGGGCGUACACAAUGCGCAAUCGAAACCAGCCGUUUAACCUUCCCACCAACGGAACGCGAACAUUGGACUGUAAUACUUCCAAAGGGUGGGUCACCCCGUGGGAACACGGUGAUAAAAUUUCACGCUACCUGCGCAAGGUGGAAAUAUCGGGCCUUACCGGUGAUAUCAGAUUCAACGAGGACGGCAAACGCCAGAACUACACACUGCACGUGGUCGAGAUGACAGUGAACAGCGCAAUGGUAAAGGUGGCCGAGUGGUCGGACGAAGGCGGACUGGCGCCGGUCGUCGCAAAGUACACCCGGCUCAAGACGGACAUGCAUUACGAGCGGAACAAGACCUACAUCGUGACGACCAUCAUCGAGGAGCCGUACAUCAUGCUGCGACAGCCAGAACCGGGCGAGACGCUGGAGACGAACGAGCGCUUCGAGGGCUACUGCAAGGAUCUGGCCGAGCUGUUGGCGAAAAAACUCGGCAUCAACUAUGAGCUGCGGAUAGUAAAGGAUGGUCAGUAUGGUUCGGAAAAUCCAGACGUCAAGGGUGGCUGGGAUGGAAUGGUCGGUGAGCUGGUGCGAAAGGAGGCCGAUUUCGCUAUCGCCCCUAUGACCAUCACGUCCGAGCGCGAGCGCGUCAUCGAUUUUAGUAAACCGUUCAUGUCACUCGGCAUUUCCAUCAUGAUCAAACGGCCGGUCAAGCAGAAGCCGAGCGUAUUUAGCUUCCUCAAUCCACUCUCCAAAGAGAUCUGGAUAAGCUGCAUGAAUUGGUUCGAGUUUGCAAGAAUGCAAGUUUGACAUUUGCAGUCGUCUAACUACAAUGAGCAGGUUUCUUAUACAACAAUCGUACUUUUGCAUCAAAUCUUGAUGUCGGCGCGGUAUAAAAGUUUCUUUAAGAACAAAACUCAGCUUCCUGGAGAUUUCUUUCUCGGCUGCAUGGAAAGAAGCACAAUUAUAGCAGCACACAGAAAUAUUCAGUGAAGAACAUAAACUAUAUGUUUAAAGUUUAAAAAUACAUUUGUCGUCAACUUUUUGUCAUUAUUUAAUUUACAACUAUUCGAAAAAAUCUUUAUGGUGGGCAGAAAAGAAUAAACAACCACAUACUACAAAAUAACAGAUGACGAAUUUAAAGAAACUGUUCAACUUAGCUGAGUUAGUUAUAAAGUUAUUCGAAAAUUAAACAUUUAAUUGUUAGAUACUAAUGCUUUCUGAAAUAAAUAAGUUUAAAACGAGCAGGCCAGAAAAUGUUUCCAUUAGGGUUUACAGAAACUUAUGCUGCAAUUGCGAUUUUCUUGUGUUUGUAUUGUUGAAACCGUGUACAAAUUUAUAAUUUAUUAUAAAAAUCUCUCCACACUCAAACACUGGAGAACAUUCAAUGACAAAACAGGAGAACUGAUCAUAAAAUUACAACUAAAUGUGUUCCAUCGACAGCCUAAACUACCUUUAAAAUUACUCAUGAUUUUGAUUAGCUACAGCAAAUCUUUUAUACUUUUUGAAUAAUAAACAACAGUGAAGAAAUUUAUAUUAAAUAAUGUUUAAUCCAGAUGUGUCAAACACACGAUCAGCUAGGUUUAUACCUUCAUCAAUGUUAAUACUUAGCAAACAAAUAAAAUUAUUUCUAGGUAGAUUAAAACAUGUCAUUCUCUCGAAACGAAUUUCCAUUCUACAUUUUCGUUCCACACGUCAAGCAGCUUGAGAGAGAAAAAAAAUAAGUUCGACUUCACUGGUUGAAAGAGAUCAGCAAAUGCUACCAAAUAAAAAAAUAUCGAAAACCAAAAUGAAGGAUAACUUCCAGACACGGUAAUCAAUCUGUAAACAGUGCGAGUUUUCCAGUUCGAUGAUUAUAUUUUCCGUUAACAUUAUUGGCAGGAUUUUUUUGCGUGGUUUUUGUGCUGUUAUCUUUUCGUGCUUUCUAUUUGUGGAUGGUUCUCUCACCUUUCGAUUCUUUAAUCGUGGUGUGGUUUUGGUAAGGGAUAUUUAUUAUUUUUCGCAUGCUUGUUACGGUAAACUGUUGGCCACGUCUCCGGUGAGGUGUGAAAAGAGCUCUGUGUCGUUGUUGAAACAAUUUCCAUUCCAUUGCGUUCGUGAAGGGAUGGAGCGUAGAAUGUGAUGUUAUUACAGCUGCACUGUUAAUUACAAACAGAUUGUAGAAGCGGAACAAGAUCUGCCGUAUAUCCUUUGGCAGGGAGGAUGGCUUGCCUCGGGGUUGUACAUCGUAACUCGCAAGUGGUGAAAGAAUCGGCCGUCGGUAAGCUUCGUGUGAAAAUGAACAGUGUGUUUGUACAUUUUACUUUUCCAUUCAAGUUUCCCAAGAGGACAUGUUAGUCUAGAGCGAUUAAGCACAUUCCCAAAAAUCAUAACUUCGAGUGAAUAAUAAUAAUAUUUUUUGAAAAGUAUGUGACGUCCGAAAAAUGAUUUUGUUUAAGGUUUUCUUAUGUAGAAAUUUUUAUAUUUUUGGCAGCUGUUGUCAUGUUUGGGGUCAUUAGUUAUGCUCGAUUAAAAGCUAGAGAAUUGAUUCUGAUUUUUGAUAAGUUUUCCUCCACAUGGUCCUCUCAAAGAGAUUCUUAUUUUGUGGAAUGAAAGUUUAAUGAAAAUUUCCUAUAAUUCGUAUAAAUUAAAAUACUUGG
This is a messenger RNA of Anopheles funestus (African malaria mosquito), 3720 nucleotides long. Its product is annotated as glutamate receptor 1-like. The record is from RefSeq and is a predicted model, not a curated record. Gene Ontology annotation, cellular component: plasma membrane; postsynaptic membrane. Gene Ontology annotation, molecular function: glutamate-gated receptor activity; transmitter-gated monoatomic ion channel activity involved in regulation of postsynaptic membrane potential. NCBI's taxonomy places the organism in Eukaryota, Metazoa, Arthropoda, Insecta, Diptera, Culicidae. The coding region runs from base 260 to 1891 and encodes 543 amino acids. The transcript has 7 exons. Gene Ontology annotation, biological process: synaptic transmission, glutamatergic; modulation of chemical synaptic transmission.